Messenger RNA from Sphaeramia orbicularis (orbiculate cardinalfish), 1247 nucleotides. RefSeq names its product RAB30, member RAS oncogene family (gene rab30). Gene Ontology annotation, biological process: Rab protein signal transduction. The record is from RefSeq and is a predicted model, not a curated record. NCBI's taxonomy places the organism in Eukaryota, Metazoa, Chordata, Actinopteri, Kurtiformes, Apogonidae. The coding region runs from base 113 to 772 and encodes 219 amino acids. Gene Ontology annotation, molecular function: GTPase activity; GTP binding. The transcript has 5 exons.
UCCUCCUCCUCUUCUUCUUUCAGACAGGCUGCUGAGCUGCUGAGGAGACACAGCCACAGGAAUUAUGCCCUGCCCAGCAGUGGCUUUACCCGUUUGAUGAGGUGACCUAUGCAUGCCAAGUAGUUGUAAGUCCGGGGAUAUCCCCGUGGUUUUGUUUAGCAUGAGCAUGGAAGAUUAUGACUACCUGUUCAAAAUAGUUCUGAUUGGAAAUGCUGGAGUUGGGAAGACAUGUCUUGUCCGGCGCUUUACUCAGGGCCUUUUCCCACCUGGACAAGGGGCAACUAUUGGAGUAGAUUUCAUGAUUAAAACGGUGGAAAUCAAAGGGGAGAAGGUCAAGCUCCAAAUAUGGGACACAGCUGGACAAGAGAGAUUUCGGUCCAUUACUCAGAGUUAUUACCGCAGUGCCAAUGCCCUCAUUCUUACGUAUGACAUUACCUGUGAGGACUCCUUCAGGUGCCUUCCAGAGUGGCUGAGGGAGAUCGAGCAGUAUGCCAACAACCAAGUGGUGACUAUAUUAGUCGGUAAUAAAAUAGAUCUGGCAGAGAAGAGGGAGGUUCUCCGACAGAGGGCUGAGGACUUCGCUGAGGCUCAAAGCAUGUUGUAUCUGGAGACCUCGGCCAAAGAGUCCGAUAACGUUGAGAAACUUUUCCUCGAUCUGGCCUGCGAGCUCAUCCGAGAGGCCAAGCAGAACAAGCUGGAUAACAGUGAUACUGCCCCGAUGCCCGGCGAGGGUAAAACCAUCAGUUACUUGAGCUGCUGCAACGUCAAUUAGAGCCUCCGGGCUGUCACAAAUCAGUAGCCAUUGAACUGGAGAGGGCAGAUGGCUGAGCCCCAACGCCUCUGUCUGUCCGUCCGUCCAUCCUUCUAAGAUUGCCUCCUCUUAAGCCCCGUCAUUUCUAGUCCCAUGCCUUUUUAAAAACUAUACAAGGGAGUUUUAAUCAACUUUAGUUUUUUGGCCUUCCAGGAACAAGCAUUUUAAGAAGCUGCCAUUAUGGAGAACAUUGCCAUCAAUGCAACAGAACGUAAAGUUUGUCCGCUUGAUGCAUCCAGGCAACUUGAAUAGGGCUCUGAUUUGUCCUAUUUAUUCCUUUGGGAAUUUUAGCAUCCAUUUUCAUUAAAGCUGCGUAUAACUUUCGUCACCAGUUUGCCAUCAGAUCUGUAAAACCUGAGUCAUAGCCUAAGUAUCAUGAAUCCGUAAGUCUUUUUGUGAUUACGCACUUGAAUCUCUUCCCUCAUGGUGAACAGUU